CUGAGCAGAUGUGUGUGUGAGAAGACGAGGAGGACGCAGGUUCUUAUUGAGUGCAGGAAUCGCUGUAGAAAGGGAGUGACGAACUGCAGGGGCACGAAAAAGUAAAGAUGUCGUUCGCCUGUGACAAACUGUACAAUGGAUACAUACGGCGGAAUAUGGCAAUCAUCGUUUCCAAGGUGAAACCGAGAGAAAUAAUGAUGCAUCUGCCUUGCCUGACUGCUCACGACAGGGAUGUCAUUGAGGCAAAAACUGAGACAAGUGGGCAUUAUAAUGGCAUGAUGCUUCUUUUGGACUGCCUGAAAAGAAGAGAAAACUGGCCCGAGCAGUUCAUUGAGGCGCUUGAGGCAUGUGAGCAGACAAACAUUGCAGCUGACAUCAGAGCAGAAUACAACACUCUGACAGAUGUUAACAAUUCCAACCCCGGCUCCUCUCCAACGUCUGUUGUCACAGCACACGUCCACCCGGCACCAUCUGCCGGUCAUCUGCCCAUUCCAGAGAGUGGUGAUAACAGUCGGGAUGCUCUAGCUCCGCCAGCUGUAGCUCCUGCAGCUCCUUCAGCUCCUCCAGCUCCCCCAGAGCCUGCUAUCCAGGCCCCACCCUCUCCGAAAAUUCCAACACCGCCACAAACCCCCCCGAGUGCAGCAGACCCAGGUCCCAAAGUGGUUUCCCCACCUGAGCCUGUCCCUGAGCCUCCAAAGUCAACACAGAUUGAAGUGGCACAUCCUCCAUCAACACCUCCUGCUUCCCCCAAGACCACACACAUUCAGGUGACAUCCACAGAGGGCGAUAUUAAUUUUCGCCAGGAGCCAGAGGAAAACUCUGAAUCAGAUAUCCAAAAUAUUGCUGCUGAUCCUGGAGCUCAGGUGGGCUCCGGAGAUGGUGCCAUUUCUGUUAACAGGGAAACCACUCCUCCACCACCACAUCCAACUGAACACCAUGAAGCAGAUCCUCUCGAAAGCACGAUUACCAAAAAGAUCAAGGAGCCAGAGAGUCCACCUGAAGCCCAGAUCAACUCUGAUGUGACUGAUGGACCCUCUUUCUACACAAGGACCCCAGAGAAGCCUCCGGUCCAGGACAGCACUCCUCCAUUGAACAAAAAUCCUGAUGCUGUCUCACAGCCUGAAGAGAUUUCUGGGCCUCCUUCUACACAGAUUGUUGAAACUGCAGCUGAAGCCUCCCCCAGGCCUGGUACUCCGGUGAUGGAGGCCUCUCUUAAUGAUGAUGUUUGUCUGAGCAAGCCAGGGCAACUUGUCAGCAUCCAACCGCAAAAUCAACCCAGUCCUACUAUCCUCGCGUCCAGCUCAGAGCCGCAGCCCUACUCGGGCAACAGUGAGCGUCUGGAAAUAAGUGAAGCUCCACCGGAUGACGUGUCCUCUUUCGACUCCACAGUUACUAAAGUCACGCCACUGCCAUGCCAGGAGACCGGCUUCGCUAAUCUCAACCAUAACGAACCUGAGGAGAACCAGUAUGAGUCGCCGUGUCAAAGCUUUGAAACACAGGAGCUGGUGAUACAUGCGUCCGGUGAUCCAUCUAUCCCUAACCUAGACGUCAAUGGUGAAACGGCCAAAGAAAUCUCCUCGGCACCACCGUUGUUCACUCAUGCUGCUGCUGAUUCUGGAAGUUUAAACACCACCUUCAAAGCAGAAGAAGAGCCAACAGAUACUUCAGCUCCGUGGACCCCUCUCAGCCAAUCACCUAAUGCAAAGUACAUUCUGGCCGCUGCAGGAGUGGGUGCCUGUGCAUUGCUGAUGGCGUGGAGGUUUAACAAAUAAGGGGAUAUAAUACCUGGAAUGAAAGAGAAGAUUAGACUUUAAGGCUUUUGAAAAGGAUUUUAGGUGCCUUAAUGAAAUCACUGCCAUGGUUUGGCAUGAGGCAGCAGUUUAAUAAUUACCUACAGUAAUUACAGCUGGCUCUGCAGACCUUUGAUCACGUCAUUAAUUACCAUUCUGUUCUUAAGUUUGACAUUUUAUGUCUUUAUUAUUGAGUGAGGUUGACUAUAGGGAACAAAAACUAAAUCUACCCUUACUAUUCUAGUUGGGUCACUUCAUAGAACUGGGUUGCAAUCUCAGGUUAUUUAUGCACUUGUGCGAUGCAAAUGUGUGUUUUUUAAAGGUGUGUAUUAAUCAUUGUUUGCAUGUUCUCUGACAAGCUAGAUAAGACUGUUGGCUGUCAUCCAGCAUGAGUUAAUGAAUCAAGGACCUGAGUUUGGCUUGUUGGGGACUGUGGAGGCAGGAGUACCAGUAGUUCCCCACAGUGUAAAUUCUUUGUUUUCCCCUACUCAUAGUGGGGAAAUAUGGCUUUAAAUGUAUUUAUUUGUAAAUAUUUAUAUAUAUAUAUGUGCUAUAUAGAUACCUAAUUACUUAUUUUAAGAAAGAUUGAUGUGCUGUUAACAUAAAAAAACAAACACUCAGCAAUCAAGCAGUCAGUCAGCUAAUCCCUGCAUAAAUUUUUUUUUUUUAAAAAAGUCAUUGCCUGUGAACUUCCUUAGCGCUAUGAGGCUUCUCGGUAGGAACUUUUUAUUCCAUGGCACCACCCACCACUUUUUCUUUUUUUUUUAACAGCAGGUAAGUGUUUUCUUAUCAUGGCAGUGAUCAUUGUAUCAUAACCUGGGUGUUUGUCUAUGGCUUUUGGCACGUGUCCUCUUCUGCUUCCAUGCUUGUAAAUGCAUGUUUAAAUUUAAUCAGUGUUAUUUUACGGUUAAAAAAUGUCAAUAACUAUAUUUUGCAACUGGCACCUACUUUUGCAACAAUUGGCACAAUUUAAGCCUAAGGUUGUCUUAUAUGGUGCAAAUGUUUGAUUCAACAUUUAAGUUGUCAAUAGAUGAUUUUUCUCCUUUAAAUAAAAACCUGUUUAGGUUUGUUCUGUAAGUUGAGAGGUUUUAUUGUACAUAGUGUUGUCAAUAAUGAAAUUUUAAGGAAAUGUUUCAUUUAGAAUAUUUUUGGCCCUUUUUUAAGAGCCUUUUUGAGCUGCAGAGGUGAUGACAUAAUUACAGUUCAUGUGGUUAUGUAAUCUGUAAAAAUGUAAAAGUUCCACCUGAAAUUUAUAUGCACUGACUUGGCUUUGCACUUCAUCAUUCACAUCA
This is a messenger RNA of Pelmatolapia mariae (spotted tilapia), 3082 nucleotides long. RefSeq names its product mitochondrial antiviral signaling protein (gene mavs). The transcript is spliced from 5 exons. Bases 108 to 1772 code for a protein of 554 amino acids. The record is from RefSeq and is a predicted model, not a curated record. NCBI's taxonomy places the organism in Eukaryota, Metazoa, Chordata, Actinopteri, Cichliformes, Cichlidae.